This is a messenger RNA of Ricinus communis (castor bean), 2219 nucleotides long. Its product is annotated as double-stranded RNA-binding protein 3. Gene Ontology annotation, molecular function: double-stranded RNA binding. The coding region runs from base 204 to 1667 and encodes 487 amino acids. The transcript is spliced from 5 exons. The record is from RefSeq and is a predicted model, not a curated record. Lineage: Eukaryota; Viridiplantae; Streptophyta; Magnoliopsida; Malpighiales; Euphorbiaceae.
UAUAUUUAAAAGAAGAGAGAGAGAAAACUAUAGCUCAAAGUCCCAUUGACUUUUUAUUUCUUUCUGGGUUCACUGUUAUCAAGUCACAUUUUCUUCCUCUGUUUCUUCACAUAAGACAUUACUGCCAGAUGCUUCUGUAUAGAGAAAAGGAAGCUCCUUUGCCAAUGUAGAAGAAGUAUCCAUGUCAUUUUUGGACCUUUUAGAUGAUGGGUUGUUUCUCCAUAUUGUCUCCUUUCUACAAUAUGUUUAAGAACCAGCUUCAAGAACUUGCACAAAGGAGCUGUUUCAAUCUUCCUUCUUAUGCCUGUGUUAGAGAAGGACCUGAUCAUGCGCCAAGAUUCAAAGCUUCUGUUAACUUCAAUGGUGAGAUCUUUGAAAGCCCAAGUUACUGCACUACAUUAAGACAAGCAGAGCAUGCAGCUGCUGAAGUUGCGCUCAAUGUCCUUUCUUCAAGAGGUCCUUCAAGGUCUCUAACUGCAAGAGUUCUUGAUGAGACUGGAAUCUACAAGAACCUUCUUCAAGAAACUGCUCAUAGAGCAGGGCUUAAUCUACCUGUAUAUACUACUAUAAGGUCAGGUCCUGGCCAUGUCCCAACAUUUACUUGUACUGUGGAGCUGGCGGGUAUGAAUUUCACUGGGGAACCAGCAAAGACAAAGAAACAAGCUGAGAAGAAUGCUGCAAUAGCAGCUUGGUCUGCUUUGAAAAGAAUGCCUAGUCUUGAUUACUUGACAAACAAAGAAGUGGUGGAGAGUCGUGAAGAGCAAGAUCAAGCAGUUGUAGCAAGAGUUCUCUCAAAUUUUAGAUCCAAAGAUGAAUAUAAUAAGCAAGCAAGAAAGAAGGAUUGUAGCCAAGCAAGAAGAAGACUGGUAAAGGGUUAUAGAGACUAUAGCUCUGCGUCAUCAUCGUCUUCCUCUACCUCCAGUAACUCUCUACACUAUCAACAUCGGAAGCUAUUGGAUCUGUUGUUGGAUUCUGCUCUCGAUAGUUCAACUCAAAAACAAAGCUCGUUUGUGUCUUUACUUCCUCCUCCUCCGCCUAGAACAACUUCAAAAAUUCUGCCACCAACCUCACCUAUAGACAAUCCAUAUUCUUAUCCAUCAAGCAGGUGUAAUCCUCAUCAGAUACAAGUUAAGGGAAAACAACAAACGAAAGAGAUAGAAGAACAUCAGAAGGAUGAGGAAGAAUGGCCGGGUGCUAUCAAGAAAUCCAUUGAAAAGGAAAGUUCAAGUAGUAGUGUUUACGGUUCGAGUUCUUUAUACAGGCAAUUUCCCCAUCAAGAAUCAACAAGCCACAUCGGUAAUAGAAUUUUUGGGCCAUCAUCAACAUCCAUCAAAAGUACACCUUCAAGCAUUCAUAUGUGUAGUAAUAGUCCUUUUUACAGUGGAAUGUUAUACCCACAUAGAAUUGCACCAGCAGUUCAAAUUAGGUCAGUCAUUCCAGUUUGUGCGGCACCACCAGCAGCAGUUAGACCAGCACCAGCACCAGCGCCAUCAUCUUCUACUACUACAAUAACUGCAAAGUCCACACAAGCAGGAGCAGGAGCAGGAGCAGCAGCAGAGGUAUCAAUGUCAUCAUCAAUGGUCAACAAGACAACAACAACAACAGAGCCAUCAUCACAUCCAACUCAACUGAGUUCUUCCGAGUUCAACAAGAAGUUACAAUUAUGAUACUGAAAAAAAGAAGAAGCAAACUUUACAUCGAUAAAUUAGCAAUUUCUAGCAAGUUUCGCUUAAUGGGUUAUCACUUAAUUACUUCCUUUUUUAGCUCCAGCAAGAAAAAGAAAAGAAAAAAAGAAGGAAGAAGAAAGAAAACCAUGGUUUUGGUCUUUAUUGGCUCAAUGGUUAUAUUUUUGUACUGCUAGUUUAGUUAUAGAUAAUUAUAAAUUUUGACAACGUCCGUCUUCUCCCAUGCAUUUACUGCACUACAAAGGAAGGGGGAGUGAGAGAGAAAGAGAGCAUUAAAUGGGAUCUGGGGAAGUGGGUUGCAGGAGAUAAGAAGGAAAGAGAGGGAGAGGGGCAGAUAGGGGUAGCAAUGAAGGCAGAGAGUCUGAGAGAGGACGAACAGACAAUUGCAGCGAUAAGCGCAAGCAAUUAAUUUACCCCUUCUAUACUUUCAGACCCAAAUUUAUUAGUCUUGUCUUCUCCAUUAAUGCUUUGCUCUCCUCUUCCCUCUCCUUUUACUUUUUCUCGAUUUAUACAUAUUUUAUGUGGUUCUCUCUU